Messenger RNA from Coregonus sp. 'balchen', 7843 nucleotides. NCBI's taxonomy places the organism in Eukaryota, Metazoa, Chordata, Actinopteri, Salmoniformes, Salmonidae. The record is from the annotation of a GenBank genome assembly.
AUGCCCCUGGAGAUGCCUGACAAAGACAACACCUUCGUCCUGAAGGUAAGGGUAAGAAACCACAACACUACCCUGUCUUCUACCUGUUUUACCUCUCACAACACUACCUUAUGGACACUACCUGACCUGACCUGACAAACCAAACUAACUGCCUACUUGACUUUCUUGCCGUGUGUUCAGAACUCUCUCUGUCUCUCCUCUGGACUCACACUGUAACUGUUCUGUUCUGUGGUUUGGUGUGUUCUCUCCACAGGUGGAAAAUGGAGGUGAAUAUAUCCUGGAGACCAUCGACUCGCUACAAAAAAACUCCUGGGUCGCUGACAUCCAGGACUGCAUGGAACCUGGGUAAAUGGAGGGAUAAAUAUUUACUGUUCACUAAGGAGGAGGGAGGGAACAGCACAGUCAUUAAUCACCCUGUAAGAGUUUUUGACAGAUCCCUCUCUCACACUAUUUCACGCUCUGAGUUUUUCUGGUACAGUGAGUUUGUCUGUUCAGUCCAUGCAUGUAUUUAGAUGGUCAUAAACAGAGAUACAUUUUGUGUGUGUGUGUGUGUGUGCUGUGUCUGAUCUGUGUGUGUGUGUGUGUGUGUGUGUGUGUGACCCAGGGACAGUGGAGAUGACAUUGAGCUGGCGUCAUGUCCCCACGGCCAGGCGUCUAAAGAGUUCUCCAUGGUGGCCUCCUGCAGCUGUGAGCUUCUGUCAGAGGGUGAGACAAAACACACACACACACACAUAACCUAACCUCACACACACACAUAACCUAACCUAACCUCACACACACACAUAACCUAACCUCACACAUUGCCUUUUGAGGGAAAUGGAUGUGCUGUCAAUCUGGCUGCUGUAUAAGGUUGUAUCUUCUAAUGUUGUGUUUGUGUUCAGGUGUCCAUCGCGCCCCUGAGAGAUCCUGUGGCUCAGCAUUAGCAGAACUGUAUAGCGCCCCCUCUGUCCGCUGCAGAGAACUACCCUUCACCCAGCACCCAUCCCAUGUCCCCCUGGAGCGCUUCCUCCAGUCCCCAGAGGCCCAGGGGAAAAGCCCCACCACAGGUAAGGGAAACAGUAGCUCAGCUGGAAGAGAAUGGUGCUUGCAACGCCAGGAUAGUGGGUUUGAUUCCCGGGACCACCACUACAUAAAAACUGUAUGCACGCACGACUGUCGCUUUGGAUAAAAAUCAGGGGUGAAGGUAAGGCAGCACCACAGACAGAAGGGGAAACCCAGGGGCUAUAAAGCUGAAGCAUCCAUUUAGAAUGUUUCCUCACUACCAAAUAUGGUAGUGAGAGGAAGUCCAGUCGUGGGUAGUGGGAGAGGAUGGAACUAGGUGAAACUGGGCCGACAUUCUGCACAUUUUCUCAUCGAUGAAACAUCUGAUCUCAAUAAAUGUUUCUGUUCCCCCAAACUAUAAAAUGUUUACGAACACAGUGCACUAUAGACUUGACGCUUUGCCAAAGUAAAAAAAAAAUAAUUUGUUUGUUUAGAAGGAGUGCAAGGUCGAAUUGAGUUUGCGCACACUUCACAGAGGAGGUGUUCCCUAACGGAAAUAUGCAAAUACAUGCUAGAACAUCUUUGCCCACCUGCUUGACACAGAUGAACUAUCUUGGGUUAGUUAUAUAUCUUUGGUGGUCCGGUCCGGCAACCUGGCAAAAUAAAUAGUGGUGGUACUCCGUACCGGUAAAACAUGAGCCUAUCACAAUAAUUAAAACAAAAUGUCAAGAAAAUUGUCGGCUAUUACACCAUUUUUUAUCAUUACAGCAUGUCAGAGGCAUGACAAAUGAGCGAAUGGACUUGAAAAUGGUUGGUAUAGUCUGCGCUCCAAAAUGCAAUGUGGUUAAACGAGAACACUGAAAGUUUGCCAAGGCAGAGAUGAGUGGCUGACACCGAGACGCGUGCGGACAGCAGUGGACGCAUAAAUUCUGGCCUAAUGACAUUCGCCAAAUGUCAUUACACUUUUUGUUGUUUUGUGUAACAGAUGUCUCGUUCCAUUCACCACUGUUUGGAGGGUGGAAAUAUGUUGCGAGUGGAUGAACGUGUGGGAGUAGCCUAGUAAAGGAUCCCUUUGAAGGGAUUGUUUGACAAUCAGAUGGGCUCCCGAGUGGCGCAGUGGUCUAAGGCACUGGUUCGAUUCCAGGCUGUAUCACAACCGGCCGUGAUUGAGAGUCCCAGAGGGCGGCGCACAAUUGGCCCAGCGUUGUCCGGGUUUGGCCGGUGUAGGCCGUCAUUGUAAAUAAGAAUUUGUUUUUAACUGACUUGCCUAGUUAAAUAAAAUUUAAAUUAAAUUAAAAAGCAUCAUGACUGGUUGUGUUUAUGCCACAAUAAAAGGUUUUAAAAGUUAAAUUACAAAUCUUUACGACUAGGCCCACAGAGAUCCUAUUAAUAGGGAUUCUAUAUGUAAUUCUAUGAUUAGGUCCAUAACAUUUUUGGGUGCAAGUGCGUGCACAUAUAGGAGGUCCCGUACUGGGAAGAAAUUAAUUCUACUUUCACGCCUGGUUAAGUGUCUGCUAAAUGGCAAAUAUUCCAUUACAGACUGACCAGGUGAAUCCAGGUGAAAGCUAUGAUCCCUUAUUGAUGUCACUUGUUAAAUCCACUUCAAUCAGUGUAGAUGAAGGAGAGGAGACAGGUUAAAGAACGACUUUUAAGCCUUGAGACAUGGAUUGUGUAUGUGUGCCAUUCAGAGGGUGAAUGGGAAAGACAAAAUAUGUAAGUGCCUUUGAACGGGGUAUGGUAGUAGGUGCCAGACACACCGGUUUGAGUGUGUUAAGAACUGCAACGCUGCUGGGUUUUCCGUGCGUAUCAAGAAUGGUCCCCACCCAAAGGACAUCCAGCCAACUUGACAAAUGUGGGAAGCAUUGGGCCAGCAUCCCUGUGGAACGCUUUCGACACCUUGUAGAGUCCAUGCAAUAAAGAAUUGAGGCUGUUCUAAGGUGCAACUCAAUAUUAGGAAGGUGUUCUUAAAUGUUUUGUCCACUCAGUGUAUAUUAACACACAUGUACAUAGUUUGAAAAGGUCAGUGUCGGCUACAGAAGGUGUGGUCUACCUUUUAUCAUGUGAUCUUUCAUCUUUGUCUCCUCCCUUCAGGGGUUCUAGGUGAGGGGGCGACCGAGGCAGAGGCGGACCCCAGCCUGGCAGACUACCCAUGGUUCCACGGGACGUUGUCGCGUGUGCGGGCUGCCCAACUGGUGCUGGCGGGCGGAGCUAGGAGCCACGGGCUGUUUGUGAUUCGCCAAAGCGAGACGCGGCCGGGAGAGUACGUCCUCACCUUUAACUUCCAGGGCAAAGCUAAGGUGAGCCAAUCACAUACAGGGCAACGCCAAGGUCAGCCAAUCACAUACAGGGCAACGCCAAGGUCAGCCAAUCACAUACAGGGGAACGCCAAGGUCAGCCAAUCACAGGCGGUCUACCACUUCCUCCUCCCCUUCACAUGCACUGAUCUUAAAACAUAAGAUGCCAACGGAAGGAUUUGCUUUCAGGAAACAGGACAGGUUGCCAGACUAUUUAGAAUGUCUCUGUUUAGCCCAGACCAAAGUAUUGGUAUGGGUAUUAUAGGCAUGCACAGUGUAUUGUAGGGUAGGCCAAAUCCCAAAUCAACCCCUAAGCCCUACGCCCUACGCACUUGUGGAGAUCUGAGAGCAUUUGAUUGGUAUAAGCAAUAUGGUGUAACUUUAACCUAGCCUAUCACAGGGCAAGGUGGAGCUAUUACCAUAUUGCUUACACCUGUCAAAUCCAGUCAGAUCUCUACGUAGGGCAUAGGAGUCGAUUUGGGAUUGGGCUGUAUCCUCUAGUAGAGACAGGUCUGUUCCCAUGCCCUCUGGGGCUGCGGGCAGCAGGCCUGUUCCCAUGCCCUCUGGGGCAGCAGGCCUGUUCCCAUGCCCUCUGGGGCUGCAGGCAGCAGGCCUGUUCCCAUGCCCUCUGGGGCUGCGGGCAGCAGGCCUGUUCCCAUGCCCUCUGGGGCUGCAGGCAGCAGGUCUGUUCCCAUGCCCUCUGGGGCUGUGGGCAGCAGGUCUGUUCCCAUGCCCUCUGGGGCAGCAGGCCUGUUCCCAUGCCCUCUGGGGCUGCAGGAAGCAGGCCUGUUCCCAUGCCCUCUGGGGCUGCGGGCAGCAGGUCUGUUCCCAUGCCCUCUCCUGCCUCCUCCUCUCCUCCAGUGUCAGUCUUGGCAUUCUGUGGCUCUCCUCCAACAGCUCAGCAUUAUGUCCUGCUUUCCCCCCCUCUACUCCUCUCUCUCUAUUCUUCCCCCCUCUCUAAACUCCUCCUCAUCUCCUCUAUUCGUUCUCCCUCUCUCUAGUCUCCCCUCUACUGCCUCUCAUCUCGCUAGUCUUCCCCCGUCGACCCGCUCCAUGGCUCUGAGUCUCCCCUCGAUACCCUCUCCAUCGCUCGAUUCUUCCCCCGCUACUCCUCUCCAUGCUCUCUCUAUCUUCCCCCUCUACUCCUCUCUCAUCUCUCUAUUCUUCCCCUCUACUCCUCUCCAUCUCUCUAUUCUUCCCCCUCUACUCCUCUCUCAUCUCUCUAUUCUUCCCCCUCUACUCCUCUCAUCUCUCUCUAUUCUUCCCCCUCUACUCCUCUCUCCUCUAUUCCCCCUCCCCCUCUCACCUCUCCCUUACAAUUAAUGGACAAGACUGUUAUAAAUGAAACUUUAUAUUACUCACAAUUCCCUUCCUCUCCCUCUCUCUUCCCCCCAGCACCUGCGUCUGUCAGUGAAUGGUAACGGCCAGUGUCACGUUCAUCAUCUGUGGUUCCACACCGUGUCAGACAUGCUCAGGCACUUCCAUGCUCACCCCAUCCCUCUGGAGUCAGGGGGUUCUGCUGACAUCACACUGCGUUCCUACGUACAAGUACAGGGUACCCCCACAGGUACGCCCAACACACACCCACACAUACACCCCACAGGUACGCCCAACACACACACACACACCCACAGGUACGCCCAACACACACACACACACAGGUAUACACACACAUACACCCCACAGGUACGCCCAACACACACACACACACACACACACACACCCACAGGUAUACACACACAUACACCCCACAGGUACGCCCAACACACACACACACACACAGGUAUACACACACAUACACCCCACAGGUACGCCCAACACACACACACACACACACACCCACAGGUAUACACACACAUACACCCCACAGGUACGCCCAACACACACCCACACACACACACACACACACAUACACCCCACAGGUACGCCCAACACACACACACACACACACACCCACAGGUACGCCCAACACACACACACACACACACACCCACAGGUACGCCCAACACACACCCACACAGGUAUACACACACAUACACCCCACAGGUACGCCCAACACACACACACACACAUACACACACAUACACCCCACAGGUACGCCCAAACACACACACACACACACACACACACACACACACACACACACACACACACACCCCCACAGGUAUACACACACAUACACCCCACAGGUACGCCCAACACACACACACACACAUACACCCCACAGGUACGCCCAAUACACACACACACACCUGAACAUGAACAACAUAGGUUUAUAUACACACUCUAAAGCUCACACUCCCUUAACUAGUCCAAUGUUGAGAAUGUCCUUCUAGAAACAGUUAGUCAUUUGUGAUCAGUUCUGACCACCCCUGGGUAACUCUAUCUGACCCUUGUUACUGAACAGGACAGUCUGACGUCUGGCUGUCUCCCGAGUGGCGCAGUGGUCUAAGGCACUGCAUCGCAGUGCUAGCUGUGCCACUAGAGAUCCUGGUUUGAAUCCAGGCUCUGCUGUAGCCGGCCGCAACCGGGAGACCAAUGGGGCGGCGCACAAUUGGCCCAGCGUCGUCCAGGGUAGGGGAGGGAAUGGCUGGCAGGGAGGUAGCUCAGUUGGUAGAGCAUGGCGUUUGCAACGCCAGGGUUGUGGGUUCGAUUCCCAUGGGGUAUGAAAAUUACAAAUAAUAAUGUAUGCACUAACUGUAAGUCGCUCUGGAUAAGAGCGUCUGCUAAAUGACGUAAAUGUAUGUAAUGUAAAUGGCUGUAAACAACAACAUCGCUGGGUGCUGUAAGUCCUGUGAAUCGCUUGAAAAAACAGCAACCUUUCAGUGGGAUGACCUCACAGACAGAUUGAUGUUUUCCUCAGUCUUAAAGGUUUUAACUAGAGGUUUUAACCAGUGAACCUGCCCCCCCCCAACCCCCACCGCACCCCACCUCACCCUCUUGCCUGGCAGGGGAUGAAUGCCCUCCUGUGCAGGGGAGAGACAGGAGAGCGAUGGAGUGAUUAUACAACAGGGGUUUUGCAUGCAGGCCCAGCCGCAGGCCUGAACACUCAUAAAGAGACCCUCUGUUUCCCCCGGGCCCUGGGCCUAAACACAUACACACACACACACACACACACAGUGAGUGGGUUGUUGGUCCAGCGUGUAAAAAGCUUUAUUGAUACACGCUGCUCAGCCGUGUUUUUAUCAGUGUCACUACUGCUGCUGUUGUUGUUGUCCCACCAAGAGAGGUGAUGGUACAGGAGGUCAACACUAACUUGUGUUUAUGUUUGGUAUUUUAAUGAAAGAUAUUUUCAUAAAAUAAAACUGUAUCAGGCCUCUUAACACUGCUCUUUUCUUACAGACAGAUAUCCCGUCUCUCUCUAUUGCUCUCACACAGAUGUGACCGUGCCUCAGCUCCCCACCCCACCAAGGGACCAAGGCUGCUGGACUGAACCAGCCCAGCCGACCCUUCACCUCCCUGGGGUCUCACAGCCGGUGGCGCCCCCCUCCGACACCCCGCUCUCCUCCAGCUCCUCAUCCUCACCCACCGCCCUUCCUUCCCUCUCCCGUGGUGAGCCAGGCAGCGGAGGGGGAGGAGGGGGGCUGGUUAGCAGGAGCAACAGCUCCGAACGUCUGUUAGAUCCCUCUAGUGGUGCCUCAGAGGACUACCAAGACACAGACGGAACACGCAGGGCCAGAGCUGUGGAGAACCAGUACUCCUUCUACUGAGACUGGGCCCAACCAAACCGGGAGCUCUCAUUGGCUGAGACACAGGAAGUGCAGGGAUUUGGACUCAAUAGGUGAAAGGUCGUGGAUGGACAUGGAUCACUCAUUAUCUUGUUUAUUUGCUUGUUUGUUUUCCAAGAGAUGUCCUGUUUCUCCAAUGUUACAAGGAAGCAUAUUAGACUGUAUGUCAGUCUGGGUCCAGUUAGCCCCUGGCUCUUUGGCCACCCUCAUCAUCAGCUGACAUUAAGGAUUUGAAGAAACAGAUGAUUUAGUCGAGUGUGAGGAGAGAGAUGAGAGAAAGAGGGAGGGAGGGAUGGAUGGAGACAGGGAGAAAGAGGGAGAGCGAGAGAGGGGGAUGGAUGGAGAAGGAGGGAGAGAGGAAGUGGCCCAGUGGAGGUUUUGAUUCACUUCACCAGACCACUUCCUGUCUGCCCUACCCACAAUUCCCUAGGAACAAAGCCUCUGUCACCGCCCUGCUAAGUUAUCAAGAGCUGAAGCGACCCUAAAUAAAUGGUUUUCCUCCCCAGGCCCUCCUGAGCAUAGCCCUAAUGUUUGUGAAGCUGCUUCUAGUCUGUCCCGGAUAUCCUCACUGUCCUCAAGGGGAGUUACAAGUACAACGUACUUUCCUCUCCUAAAGCUUUGCAAAAAUGAAUGGUAACAUCAGUAUAGUAAUGGGUGUGUUAGUGUUAUUUGAGAUGGAUAUUUUCUUAGUGUACAGCCAAAAGGUCCUAGUGCCUGUCAGUUUCACAGCACUUUGACCAUAUGAUAUGAUGUGACUGAUGGGCCGUCUCAUUGGCAGUGGCAGAGAUGACCUCAGGUCAGAGGUCAGAGUGAUAAAACAUGCAGGGUUGGGGUCGUUUC